AUGUCUGUUGCGGGCUCUGAAGGACGAGACAGAGUCCACAUCCAAGAACAGCCCUCUGAAUCUGAACGGUCAACUGUGUCUAACCAGGAAGCUGGUGUGACAGAGUCUGUUGAGAUGGUAAGAGUGAGUGGUGAUGUUAGUGAACAAACUGAAGUGCUGAAGUCAGGAUGUCCUUUAUCCACACCUGCUGAUAAUGUUGACAAACAGGAAAGUGGCUUUGAUGAUGAAGGGAUGUCCUAUGAAUGUAGUGACAUUGAUGCGGUGGGUAGAGUGAAGACACCGUCUGGUGAAAGGGCUGAUCAUUGUCAAGUAGAGACUACUAGUGGAGUUGGUGGUGUAAUUGAAAGACAGACAGCUGAUGACACAACAAAUAGGGCUUCUGAAACAAGCCAGAUGAACUUAAUGGACAUUGACAAAGACAGAAGCCAGACAGUUAUGGAGUCUGGUGAUACUGAGAGUUCCCCAGUAACGUGUCCUGCAGUUAUGGAGUCUGAUGUAACUGAUGAUCCUCAUGUAACAUGUCAAACAGUUAUGGAGUCAGAUGUUGCUGAAAAUUGUGAUGUGAGGUGUCAGAAAGUUAUGGAGUCCGAUGUGGGUGAUAAUCAUCAAGCUGCCCAUAGAAAUCUUCCAGGCGAUCCUGGGUUAAGUUCAGGGCAUGGUGACAGUGUAGUCUCCAACAAUAAUCAAAAUGCUGUUGUACAGCCGACAGGGACAGAUGUUGAUAAGGGUGAACAAUCUGAUACUGCUGCAAUUCAUAGAUCAGAUGUUUCAGAUUCAUGUGGUGUCUUGGCAGAGGGGUCUGUUGUUGAAGCAUCCUCGUGUAAUGAAACAUCAAACCAAGUUAGUCAAGCUGUGGCCACAGGCAUGAAGGAAUCACAGAGGGAAAGUGUUGUGAAUUUGAGUGUGGAAACUGAUGCAAGUGGAGAUCUGUCUGAGAAGCAGACUGAAGCAGACGUCAACACUUCCACUGCUUCUGCUGGGAUUGUUGACACUGCACAGACUCAGUCUAGUGAAGACUGUAUGCAGGAAGUGAAUGGUGGACGUCUCAAGGAAGUGAGUGCUGGACAUGGCCAGGAGGUUAGAGUUGGAGAAGUCAAGGACGUGAGAGUUGCAAAUGACAAAGAAGUUGAAGUAUUAGAUGUUCAGGAAGGUAGUGUUGGAGACACAACAGCAGCACAUGCAGAACAGAAACAAGAAACAGUAAUGGGUAUGUCUGGAGAUGCGGGCAACCAUGACAACACACUCAAAGCAUCUGGUCCAGCUGCAGAUGAACUCGCCCCUAAAGGUCCCCCACCCUCCUCCCCAUCCACCUCCACAACUUCCUAUGUGACUCCGCUGGAGAUCAUUGCAGCCCUCUGCCCAUACUACUCCCCAAGCUCCAAGACUGCUCGGCAAAAUGUGUUAGAAAGGACUCCACCAAAGAGGCAGUCUGAGACAGUCUUGCGUGAACUAAAACCAAAAUCACCUUGUAAGCUGAAUAAGCCUGAGACUGAUCUUCCCAAACCAGUUUCUCCUUUCCUCCCAAAGAUGGUCUCAAAAAGUCCCAAGAAUAAGAGAGUUGUGGUUGGAAACAGGACAAUUCUGCCAAAAACAUUUGUGCUGGAUACCAAAGAAUCACCUACGAAGAGGGCAGCUAGAAGCUUACGGAAACGAGCUCAGAUGAUUUGUCAGAGAACUAGCCCAUGUAAACUACUCCCUCAAACUGACUUGCAGAGGAUCCAAAGAAUGCAGCUUUGCCCUCUCAACAAAUCAUUGUCAAAUAUCGGGCGGUCGAAACGAAAGCAGGCAACUCCAGUGCGCAAGCUGCUGCAUAACUCCUUGAAACGUUCCAACAGUGAGAGUGAUGAUUUAUCUGAAACAGAGGAAGGUAGAAAGUCGGAGGAAGGUCCCAGAUUGAGGACCGGACCUAAGCGGAAGAUAUCUGAAGUGGAUGGGAAGCAGGAAGAAAGUGAUGGUGGUCAGAGCGAGAUGGAAGAUUCUGUGUUGUCUCAGGAGGACAGCCAGAAUGAGGAUGAGGCGGAGGAUGGGCAGACGGCAGACAAGAACCAUCUCGAUAUGCUGAUGGCUGCUAGCACUACACUCAGAUUUGACCACAAGAAAAACCGAGAGAGGAGCAAGAGCAAAACGAGGAAGAAGGAACAAACACUGGCCAUGUUGGCGCCAGACCUCUUGGAGAUGGAUCCAAGGAAAGACGAGAAGGACACAGCGUUCGCCCAGGCGUACCUGGACAGGGUUCGGGACAGCCUGAGUGGAAACCUGCAGGUGUACGAGGAGUUCCUCACACUCAUGUACAACUUAGGAAAGGAUGGACUCUCAGCUGUCGAGGUGUACAAAAGUUUGAGUCAGUUGCUGAAGGACUUCCCCGAGCUGCUGGAUGACUUUGCAGGGUUCCUUCUCCCGGAACAGGCUGUCAUGUGUGGCUGCUUCAUGAAGAACCAGGAAGUCAGCAAGGCCAGGACACUCCUCAGAAAACUUGAGGUCUCGCUUCACUUUCCCCGAAGCCGCUCACCCCCGCCGAGCCUGCCGAACCGACUCACAUCGCCGAAGCCGCUCACACAGCCGAAGCCGACUCACAUAGCCGAACCGCUCACCUUUACCGAACCGCUCACCUUUGCCGAACCGACUCACAUCGCCGAAGCCGCUCACAGCCAGCCACAUAGCCGAACCGACUCACACACAGCCGAACCGCUCACCAUGCCGAACCGACUCACCCUGCCGAACCGCUCACACGCCGAGGCGCUCACCAGAACAUCCUCGAAUGAGUUCAGUUGA
Messenger RNA from Haliotis rubra (blacklip abalone), 2772 nucleotides. RefSeq lists its product as uncharacterized. The transcript has 6 exons. Bases 1 to 2772 code for a protein of 923 amino acids. Gene Ontology annotation, cellular component: nucleus. Gene Ontology annotation, molecular function: transcription coregulator activity. Lineage: Eukaryota; Metazoa; Mollusca; Gastropoda; Lepetellida; Haliotidae. Gene Ontology annotation, biological process: regulation of DNA-templated transcription. The record is from RefSeq and is a predicted model, not a curated record.